AUGGCGGCUCUCAAGCGCUCUGCUAGGCUGCAAGGCCAAGCGGGCAAAGGAGCAGCGCGGCAGCAGCGCCGUCCGCGGCAUCGCCGGAGCGCGGCGGGCAGGUCGCCGCCAGCCGCCGCGGGGCUGUCGGAGCCCCAGAAGCAGGCGGCGGCGGCGCCGCUGCCGCCGCUCCGCCCUCCGCCUCGCCCCGCCGACUUCAAGCUCCGCAUCGCCCAGCAGUUUGACGCCAGGGCACCAGGCUACGACGCCGGCAACACCUACCACCCGCCCCAGGCCGCCCGGCUGGUGCAGCUGGCGGCGCUGCAGCCGGGUGAGGAGGUUCUGGAUGUUGGCACCGGCACAGGCCUGGUGGCGCUGGCGGCGGCGCGGCUGGUCGGCAGCAGCGGCAGGGUAACGGGCGUAGACCUCUCUGACGCGAUGAUCCAUAAGGCGGCGGUGAAGGCGCGGGCGCAGGGCCUGACCAACAUGCGCCUCCUUGCUGCCGACAUCGAGGAGUGCGCCUUUGGUGCGGGCCGCUUCCACGCCAUCCUCUGCUCCAACGCCCUCCCCUUCCUGCCCGACAUACCCGCCGCCCUGGCCGAGUGGCGGAGCUGGCUGCGGCCCGGCGGCCGCCUGCUGUUCAACGCGCCCAAGGCGAGCCGCGGGGCUGGAUGUGCAGCAGGGCUGGGCGUGGGCUCCUGUGCCUUUACUGUCUUUGCCCAGGUGGCGGCGGGGCAGGGCCUGCUCCUGCAGGACCCCUGCUCCCUGUUUUCUGAGGAGGGCCAGGUACGGCGGCUGCUGGCGGGCGCCGGCUACAGCGCCGCCGCCAUCUCCGUCACCUCGGAGCUCAACUUGCGGGCGGGGCAGACGCCCGAGCACUGGGCCGCCUCCGGCUGGGCGCUGUGCACCAGCCUGCCGUUUGCCGACGUGGGCGCGGCGGUGGGAGAGGAGGGACUGGACGCCAUGCGGCGGCAGUACCUGGCGGCAGCGGCCGAGGUGGCGGCGGGGCUGGCCACGCCUGAGGGCAUCGCGGAGCCUUACGAGAUGCUGUGGGUGGUGGCGCACGCAUGA
Messenger RNA from Chlorella variabilis, 1050 nucleotides. RefSeq lists its product as hypothetical. The transcript has 5 exons. Lineage: Eukaryota; Viridiplantae; Chlorophyta; Trebouxiophyceae; Chlorellales; Chlorellaceae. Bases 1 to 1050 code for a protein of 349 amino acids. Gene Ontology annotation, molecular function: methyltransferase activity. The record is from RefSeq and is a predicted model, not a curated record.